AUUAAUUUUGUCAAAUGCAUAGCCCGAUAAGUAGUUGGAUUACUAUAGUUAAAGAGAGAGAAAGAGACUGAGAGAGACAGAGAGGUUUGGGAAUUGAAAGUCAAUGCUCUUUCAUUACAUAGACUAAUUCUAAUACACGAACCAUUAAAAUAUUUCCUAUUUAAAAUUUUGAUGAGAUUUGUGAAGACAGCUAUCAGAAAAAAAUGUUGGCAAAUAAAAAAUACAAAAUUUAAAAUACAAUGGAGAUAGUGAAGAAUAUAUUAAAUACUACAGAAAAUUAAAUUAAUGAUUUGUAAGAUUGCCUGGAAGAUAUGUCUCAGAAUUUAGAGAAGCCACAUGAAGAGCCAAAUAUUAUCUGCAAAGAGAAAAAGACAUAUAUGGAUAAUGUAUUAAUAGAUACUACAGAGCAAAAUAUGAUUACGGGAAUUCUAGAAAAAAACAAACAAAACAGAGGAAAAUAAUAAUUAAAAUUAAAGGAAAAUAUUUCUGAGCUUGAGAAUGCUUGAGUCAUGGGAUCAAAAGAGACUGUUUUAUAUUAUACAAAAUCAUUGGAAAUACAAUGUGGUCUGUUGACAUUUUUGAAUUAAAAAAAACUACAAGUUAGAUAACCAAAAUAGGCUCCCAAAUCAUAAGAAGCAAAGUUAGACAAAACUCAGAAAGUAUGUCUUCCUAUUUGAGAACUUGAUACAUAUUUCCAGAAGAAGAUGACAUGAUAAAAGUAAUUAACUUUGAAAAAAAUGAGAACUUUGCGAUUUCAACAGGUCGGUGGAUGAAGCACAUGAUAUAAAUAAUACUCUUGUAGAAAAGAUGAGAUAUUGAUCUUCAAUAGAGAAGUCAGCAGAACCAGUGUGAGUUGUUCAAGGUAGGAAAGACCCAUACAUACUCACGGCAUGAGAAAAGCAAAAAAAGACAUGGUUUCCUCACUUUCUUCAGUAUUGGCACUAAAUCCCCAGUGACGUGUUUAUUAUGAAAUGUCCUUAUUGUCUGUAAAAUAGCUUUUCAAGAUGAUCUUCUGGUGUCAGUAUAUUUUCUUCAAGGCUUUCCAAAUCUGUGUGUUCAUGUAAGAAGGCCAGGACCAUGUCAAAACUGCCCUUUGCCUAGUACACUGGUAGACUCAAGAACAGCUGAGACAAUCAUGAAAGUGCUGGAGAAAGAAGCUUACAAAUUUGGGAAGAUGAGUACUAUCAGGAAAAAUAUAUAUAUAUAUUUAUUGACAACUUUGAUCUGAAAAUCUAACAAAAGGAGAGUAAGAGGGGAAACUUUCUGUUAAUUAACCCCAUGAGAGAAGAUGAUUCACUUCAGUGCAGUGGAGGGAAAGAAUCCUCCACAGAGCCCAGUUCCGCUUCCUGUUAUUCCCUGGAUGCCCUGUGGAGAGACUAUAAAUCCCUUUUUGAAGAGGCUGAAGCAAUAUCAAGGAUGCAGAGACUGAGGCAGGCUGAGGAGUCCCUGUAUCUUUAGAAAGGUAGCCCUACUAGGAAAUAUGGAAAGCAGAAACCAAUCCACAGUGACUGAAUUUAUCUUCACUGGGUUCCCUCGGCUUCAGGAUGGUAGUCUCCUGUACUUCUUUCCUUUACUUUUCAUCUAUACUUUUAUUAUCAUUGGUAACUUAUUAAUCUUCUCUGCUGUAAGGCUGAGCACCCAUCUCCACAACCCCAUGUAUAAUUUUAUCAGUAUAUUUUCCUUUCUGAAGAUCUGGUACACCACAGCCACCAUUCCCAAGAUGCUCUCCAACCUCAUCAGUGAAAAGAAGGCCAUCUCCAUGAUGGGCUGCUUCUUGCAGAUGUAUUUCUUCCACGCACUUGGAAAUUCAGAGGGGAUCUUGCUGACCAUCAUGGCCAUUGACAGAUACGUUGCCAUCUGCAACUCUCUUCGCUAUCAAAUGAUCAUGACCCCCUGGCUCUGUACUCAGCUCUCUGCAGGUUCCUGCAUCUUUGGUUUCCUUAUCCUGCUUCCUGAGAUUGUGAUGAUUUCCACACUGCCUUUCUGUGGGCCCAAUCAAAUCCAUCAGAUCUUCUGUGACUUGGUCCCUGUGCUAAGCCUGGCCUGUACAGACACGUCCAUGAUUCUGACUGAGGAUGUGAUUCAUGCUGUGACCAUCAUCAUUACCUUCCUAAUUAUUGCCCUGUCCUAUGUAAGAAUUGUCACUGUGAUACUGAGGAUUCCCUCUUCUGAAGGGAGGCAAAAGGCUUUUUCUACCUGUGCAGGCCACCUCAUGGUCUUCCUGAUAUUCUUUGGCAGUGUAUCGCUCAUGUACUUGCGUUUCAGCGACACUUAUCCACCAGUUUUGGACACAGCCAUUUCACUGAUGUUUACUGUACUUGCUCCAUUCUUCAAUCCCAUCAUUUAUAGCCUGAGAAACAAGGACAUGAACAAUGUGAUUAAAAGACUGUUCUGUUUUCAAAAAGUGUUGAACAAGUCUGGAGGUUAA
Piliocolobus tephrosceles (Ugandan red Colobus) is the source of this 2428-nucleotide messenger RNA. Its product is annotated as olfactory receptor 6K3. Gene Ontology annotation, cellular component: membrane. NCBI's taxonomy places the organism in Eukaryota, Metazoa, Chordata, Mammalia, Primates, Cercopithecidae. Gene Ontology annotation, molecular function: G protein-coupled receptor activity; olfactory receptor activity. The record is from RefSeq and is a predicted model, not a curated record. Gene Ontology annotation, biological process: G protein-coupled receptor signaling pathway.